GGCUAGUUUAUUUCUAGGAAUCGCUUCAGAUAUCGUGAAUCGUCAUGGCGAACCUCAAGUGGUGUACGUUUGUGGCGGUGGCGUUGGUGUGCCAGUUUGGGCUCGCUCCUGGCCAGGAAGGAGUGAAAACGGUCCGCAAAGGUGUCAAGGGUGGCUCCCACAAUGUGUCGUUUGGGAACGACAGCUUCUUCGCACCUCCAGACGGUGUAUUCCGGCCGAAUCACACCACGAUGGAUCUGCACCGAUCGAACGAAUCCCUCAGCGCCCUCGAUCGGUUCAUGAACAAAACGAAAGGUCACAUUCCGUCUGGUGUUUGCUUCGAAGAGGUCCCUACGGCGUCUCUGUUGAAAAACACCCCCGUGGGGUAUGUCCCGCAAGGAAACGGGUCGAAUCCUUCACUAAGCCGCGUGCAAGUCUGCUGUCCCGGAUUCGAGCGAAACGUGCAUAACUUCCGCAAAUGUGAACCCGUGUGCGAGGAUCCCUGCCAGAAUGGAUUGUGUGUGGGGCCAAACACCUGCGAGUGUUAUCCUGACUUCGUUCGCAACACCAAGGGUCGAUGCGUGCCAACCUGUCCGAUCGGAUGCGAUCACGGUGAAUGCGUACAGGGCACAAACGAAUGUCGCUGUCACGAAGGAUACGAGCUGCAGCAAGUCGGAGGAAAACUGUGCGUUCCCAAGUGUACCGGUGGCUGCGGAGAAGGUCGCUGUGUGGACGUGGAACGCUGCGAGUGUGGUCAAGGAUACACGUUUGAUCCGCAGCGAAAGUGUGCUCCACACUGCGAGGGUGGCUGUCAUAAUGGGCGUUGUGUGGCACCGGGAGUUUGUGAGUGUGAAGUCGGAUAUGAACCAUCGGAUGCGGGUUGUGAGCCUGUCUGCUCGAAUGGGUGCUUCCACGGUGUCUGCACCGCACCAGAAACGUGUUCCUGCAAGCCGGGGUACGAAAUGAACGACGGACAAUGCACGGCUAGCUGUGAUCGACCCUGCCUGAAUGGAGCCUGCACAGGACCGAACGUUUGCAGCUGCAACCGUGGAUUCAUCUUAGACGAAGUCAACAUCUUCCACUGCAUCCCACACUGUCCCGAUGGCUGCCCGAACGGGGUCUGUUCCGGUCCGAACAUGUGCCUCUGCAACGCAGGAUACGUCAAGGAUCGUUCGGUGAAGGGAAGCCAAGCGUGCAUCAAGCGCUUCGGUGCAGUAAAAGCGUAGGCAAGCGCACGCGCCCGCACGCCACCGAUAACCGAGCUGCCCGUUUGCGGCGGAAUUUCACAGCUGCUCACAGCGCUGACCUUCUUGCUAUGACUUCACAUACCCGCUGCAUGUUGGAUCGUUGCUGGUUUUGAUAACGCGUUAUCAGCCGCGGUUUAUGGUACGGGUGGUAUGCAAAAACAACAUUAAAAACAAUCACGCAUAUGUGCACGAAAGCACGAGAGAAAUAAAUCAAGCCUAAUGGCCGAGGCGAUGCGUUUUAUUGUUGUGUUUUCAUGCGAAAUUAAUGAGGAUAGUCUUUAACGGCAAUCGCAUGAA
Messenger RNA from Anopheles nili, 1523 nucleotides. Its product is annotated as epidermal growth factor-like protein. NCBI's taxonomy places the organism in Eukaryota, Metazoa, Arthropoda, Insecta, Diptera, Culicidae. The record is from RefSeq and is a predicted model, not a curated record. The coding region runs from base 45 to 1205 and encodes 386 amino acids. The transcript is spliced from 4 exons.